CCUUUCUUCCAUCUUCCCCUUUCUUCCCCAGUUCCCUUUCGAAAAGGGCCUUUCCCCACAGCGUCCAUAGCCACCCACAGCGCGCCAGCGUCCAUAGCCACCCAAGCCACCCACAGAGCGCCAGCGUCCAUCAAGGCCACCAAGGCCAACAUAGCCGAGUCCGCGACUACCACUGGCUGAGCCCGCGAGUACCACUGGCCGAGCCCGUGACUACCACCGGCCGAGCUCGCCUCCUCGUCGCCACCCACAACCAUCGAGAGCAACAGCGACCACCACCGGCCGAGCCCGCCUCCUCGUCGCCACCCACAACCAUCGACAGCAACAGCGACCACCCACAACCAUCGACAGCAGCCGACGACCACCGGCCGAGCCCGCCUCCUUCUGAAUUUGUUGUCUCAGUCUUUGACACAGAAAAAAAUCACAAGAGGAUAGUGUGAAGGCAGAUUGUUAUGAUGGAUCUACAAGGCUUGCCUGCGAGUCAUGGAUUCCACAUGCCUGCGGAGUGGGAACCUCACACUCAAUGUUGGAUGGGUUGGCCUGAACGCCCAGAUAACUGGAGAGAGAAUGCUGUUCCUGCUCAAGAUGUGUUUGCCAAGGUAGCAUCUGCAAUCUCAAGAUUUGAGGAUGUAACUGUUUGUGCUAGUUCUGGCCAGUGGGAGAAUGCCAGGAGAAUGCUACCUGAACAUAUCAGGGUCCUUGAGAUCAGCAUGAAUGAUUCUUGGUUUCGUGACACUGGACCAACUUUUGUUGUGAAAAGAUCAGAGUCUGGUAAGGCAGAGCAAACUAUUGCAGGAAUUGACUGGAAUUUUAAUAGCUGGGGAGGGUUAGAAGAUGGAUGUUAUACUGAUUGGAGUUUGGACAUCCUUGUUGCUAGGAAGAUUUUGGCAGUUGAGAGGGUUCAUAGAUUUUCACAUUCAAUGAUACUUGAAGGUGGAAGCAUACAUGUUGAUGGAGAAGGUACUUGCCUUACCACUGAAGAGUGUCUCUUGAACAAGAACAGAAAUCCUCAUAUGAGUAAGAACCAAAUAGAGGAUCAACUUAAGACAUAUCUUGGAGUCAGCAAGACUAUAUGGUUGUCCCGUGGAUUGUAUGGAGAUGAUGAUACUAAUGGCCAUAUUGAUAACAUGUGCUGUUUCACUAGGCCUGGUGUGGUUUUGCUGUCUUGGACUGAUGAUGAAAGUGAUCCUCAAUAUGAAAGAUCUAUGGAAGCAUAUUCUCUGCUUUCUAAUGAAACUGAUGCCAGUGGUAGAAAAUUUGAAAUCAUUAAACUCCAUGUUCCUGGGCCACUAUAUAUGACAGAGAAAGAGGCAGCUGGAGUAGUGCAGGGUGAUGAUGGUAAGGCAAGACUUCCAGGUAUUAGGCUUGCUGCUUCCUAUGUGAACUUUUACAUUGCAAAUGGAGGUAUCAUUGUACCACAAUUUGGAGAUAAGAAGUGGGACGAUGAAGCUGUUCGAGUCCUAUCAAAGGCCUUCCCAGAUCACAAAGUUGUUGGAAUCGAAGGUUCAAGGGAGAUUGUUUUAGCUGGUGGAAAUAUACACUGCAUUACUCAGCAACAACCAGCCUUUUGAGCAAAGUACUGUCAACAUUUGUUCACGAGUGUUGUAUUUGCAUUGAAAUUUGUAGUCUCUGGAUCAUUGAUUAAACUGCUUGGUUCAUUCCAUUAAUCUUCAAAUGAUUGAUCCACAUAGAGGCACAAAAGUGUGUUCAAGUGCAUUGAAAUAAAAUGUAAACUGGCAUUUUUCAAGUUGGAAAAUCUAAAUGAAUGAAUAAAUUAGAGAUUUCUAGUUUUUACUUUGUAAAAGUACUUGAAUGCUUCCAACUAUGAUCUACCAUGUAUCUAUGAAAUUUUUCUUCAUUUUUCAA
Arachis duranensis is the source of this 1863-nucleotide messenger RNA. RefSeq names its product agmatine deiminase. Gene Ontology annotation, biological process: putrescine biosynthetic process. Lineage: Eukaryota; Viridiplantae; Streptophyta; Magnoliopsida; Fabales; Fabaceae. Bases 450 to 1568 code for a protein of 372 amino acids. The transcript is spliced from 11 exons. Gene Ontology annotation, molecular function: protein-arginine deiminase activity; agmatine deiminase activity. The record is from RefSeq and is a predicted model, not a curated record.